GUCUCUGCAUGCAUGGCCUGCAAGGACUGGGGGCCCAAGCAGGUGGCGCAAGGCCUGCGAGAGCGUUUCUACCGCGAGGUCACAGGCGCAGACUUCAGUGGAUGUACCUGGCGUCACCUUUGCGACUUCAUGUUGACCAGGCGGCUUCUACACUCGGCACGUGGCGCACAGGGGGAACGGCGAGCCCUUGUAGAUCAGGGUUGUGGUCCCGUGGUGCACAUUUGCCAGCCGUCUCCAGUCUUCCUGCUGUUUCUGGACGGUGCUGUUACCUUUGCACUGCUCCGCAGUGGAGAGGUGCGAUGUCAUCGUAGCAGCACCGGACAGAUCUUGGGGCAGUCCACACGGCUGGGAAAAGGCCGACAACUGCAAGCUGCCGCCUUGCUGGGAUGCGAGGCCUUCGUUCUGGGAGAUGACCAGGGUGGCCUGGUGCUCUUGCUGCGGGAUGACCUAAGUGAGAGCCAGCAGCUGCGCAGUCAAGGGCCGCCGGGCGGCGUCGCGUCGAUGGCAGCGUUGCAGGAAAACCAACAGGCUUGUGUGGCAGUGAACAUGGACGGCAGCAUCGAGUUGAUCCAAGUCAAUUUGGAAGAUGACAUCCCUGCCGCAAGGAUCCAUCCCGUGUGUCGCAUGGACUCCUUGCAGAUGAUCCCUGCCAUUUGCACCUACAACUUUGCUGACACGGACUUUGCCCUGGUCACCGCGGGUCCUCGACGAGUUUGGAGCAUCACCUUGGACGCAGAUCAGCAGUGCCAAUCGUUGAUGAGUGAAGGUACUGAGCCUCCCAUGCCAGACGCUCCAGGUGGGAACUGGGAACUGUGGGGCUUUGGGCCAUCUCUUGGUGUUUCCUACCACUUGUUUGAAGGAAAACCCAAGGUCCAUCAUCAAAAACUGUGCUGA
Cladocopium goreaui is the source of this 894-nucleotide messenger RNA. The record is from the annotation of a GenBank genome assembly. NCBI's taxonomy places the organism in Eukaryota, Dinophyceae, Suessiales, Symbiodiniaceae.